UCCUCCUUGCUCACUCGUGCAACCUCAGAGGCAGGAGUCACUCUGGCCGGACAGCGUAGUGCCGGGUUUAGGCUCAGCGCUUGUGAGGAUGUGCUUUCAAGGCUGAUGAGAGUUGUCCUCCCUCGGUACCCUAGUGUUCCUGUUCUGAGAAUGAAGAAGUAAAUCAUCUGUGAUCAGUCAUGGCUGUCCAGACUGGCAUCCAGGUGUGGUUUGGGGAGAAGUUCGACACCCCCUUGCUGAGCCCCAGGAGCCCUCGCAGCCCGUUAGCCCAGCGCCAUGGUCCCGGCCUGGCCGACGUCUUCCAGUAUGACCAGUGGCUGGCGGUGCGACAUGAAGCCACCCUGGUGCCCAUGCAGGAGGAUCUGGCCAUCUGGCUCACCGGCAUGCUGGGAGAGGAAGUGAGAGCUGAGUUUUUCAUGGAGGAACUGAACAACGGCGUGAAGCUCUGCCACCUUAUUGGCGUGCUGCAGACCAAAAUCGCCCAGAGCUGCCCCUCUGCGCUCGGCAAGCUCUUUCCCACAAGGAAGGUUGCAUGCAAGCGGGACGCCUCUCCAGGUUCCUUCUUCGCUCGUGACAACACGGCCAACUUCCUGGCCUGGUGUCGACAGAUCGGCGUGGAGGAGACGUACCUGUUUGAGUCAGAGGGCCUCGUGCUGCACAAGGAACCUCGGCAGGUUUGUCUCUGCCUGCUGGAGAUCGGCCGCAUCGUCUCCAAGUAUGGAGUGGAGCCUCCUGUGCUGGUGAAGCUGGAGAAGGAGAUCGAGCUGGAGGAGACCCUGCUACUGACAGAGGAGCCGCCUCCAGCCGUCAAAACCUUCAGUGUGUGCUGCCAGCAUGGCGGCCUCUACCAGUCCGGGGAGCACGGCAUGGACGAGCCGCCCUGCAACUGCUCCAACAGAGUGUCUAUAGAGUACCUGUCUGAGGGACGCUACAGACUCGGAGAUAAGACCAUCUUUAUUCGGAUGCUCCACGGUAAACAUGUGAUGGUUCGGGUGGGCGGUGGCUGGGACACUCUGCGUGGUUUCCUGAUGAAGUACGACCCGCUGCGAGUGCUGCAGUUCACCACUCUGGAGCAGAAGAUCCUGGCCUUCCAGAAAGGUCCUCCAGGACUGGGUGGUCACCAUGGCAAUGCAGCUCCACCUCCUCCUCCCGACAUGGACCCGCUCGCUGCCGUCAACGACCUCAUCUCCUCCUCUUCGUCCUCUUCUUCCUCCUCCUCCUCCUCUUCAUCUUCCUCAGCCUGUAAGCUGACCUCGGUGACGGCAGCCGCUCAGAGCUGUCGGUCCUACAACGCCUCCCCGGCCUGCACCCCCACGCUGCCCCGGAAAGGUUCUGCCUCGGCACCCAAGAAGAACUUUCAGAUUACCCCGUCCUCCCCCAGGAAGCCCACCCAGCUGCCCCUGCCCAUCACCACCAAAAGCUACUCCUCUCUGCCCUCCACUCCGGUGGGAGGCUCGUCCAGACAGACCCCCAGCCCCGGGUGUCAGGGCGUCCAGCGUCGAGCUGUGACUCCAGCAGCGGCUCCAUCAGCUGCCCCUGUAGAUCCAAAUCCCGCCUCCAAGCUCAAGCACCGACCGUCACCGCACGGCACCGCCUCCCAGCCCAGGAGCCCCGUCUGCCCCGAGCCGUCCUCGAAAUGCCCAAAACCCUCCAGCCCCUGCACCUCCCCCACCUCCUCCUCUGUGCCUCGCACUGUCACAGCUCCAGUGCGGGCGCCGCCUCCUAAAGAUGGCCGACCCCCAACAGGCGCCAGCCAGCGCUCUCGCCUCGCACAGCGCCGCCCCGGUUCUCCAGCCUCACGCCUCCGCCUAGAGGCAGCCAGGCGGGCCAGGACGGCCACCAGAGCAGCAGCGACGCCGGCUCCACAGACCCGGACCCCCACCCCCAGCUCACGGACAGCCUCCCCAGCCUGCUCCUUGUCCAAGGGCAAAGAGGUCACGGCCAAAACCAAAGGCCCGGCCCCCAACAAGGCGGCUGCUGCCCCUUCACGAGGUACUGCUGUUGCCCCUGGGCGGGUCCCAGGGGGCAACACAGGCCUGUCUGCUGCCAGCAAACCCAAUCAGAAGAUACCAGCCACAGCUCAGAGGGCGGGGAGAAAGCCAGCCACCACCACCAACCCCAUCAAGUCCACCUUAAAACCUGAACCAGCUCCAGCUCUGGCCCCGCUCAAAAGCCCCAACAUCAGAGCGGUUAAAGUCGAGCCCAGCGUUAGUAAGAAGAUCCCUCAGUGGAAGGGCAAAAGUGAGGACCCUUACUUUGAAAUGAACAGCAGGCGGAGGCAGAAGACGUAACUGAGCGCGCUCAGAAGGUGACUCAGCUUCCAUCUCCAACCAGCACUUGGAGCUUAGACUAACCAUCGUGAACAAGCUCUUCACUUCUGACCAUGUUUUUUAUUUGUCUACAGUGAUAUUUUUGUUGAUUUUUGUAUCUUAUUUAAUAGUCUUUUAUUUUUUAUGUUUUAAUCCAAAAGGGUCAAAGAUGUUUGUUCUGUCUUUGUGGUGAUUCAGUCUCUGUGGAGGCGUCGUAUCCAUGGACCCAGUAACAUGACCACAAUGUUUACAUUUUCACCUUUAUUCACAUUUAUUCUGGGGUUUAAACAGCAAAGAAUAGAAGUUUGUGAGAAAAUUAUGUUUAAAUACUAACCUCAGCUUUAUUUUUUUUAACUGAACACUAGGACAUAGUCAUGACUUAGUAAAGACACUGAGAUUUCAGGAUGCAGGUUUGUUUUUAUUUUCAGAGAAAACCAAGGAAAAGCAGCUUCUGUCCUGUUUUCUCCAGCAGGUUACCAAAGGUGUGAAGUGGAACAUGGUUUCUGAUUUAUUUCCCCCAGUGAGAACAAACGUUCCACUGGUGGACAGUCAGGUGUGUGUGAUUUCUUUUUUUUUUUUUUCCUUGUAUAAAUGAUAUCUAGGUGGGAGGCGUCGUUGUUGAACACGCCUCCCUGUCAUGUGCCUUCAUCAGAAACCUUCUUUCUGAGCGGCAUUAGAAUGUAUUAGCUGAUGGAGGGUGGCAGGUUUAAAUGGUUUUUACUGAUGAAUAUUGCACAGUGUGUACAAGCACUCAUGACUUUAGUGGAAAGCCAGACUCUCAGAUGAACUACUGAUCAAACGCCUCUUCUUCUAACAGAAAACUCAUCAUUAUAGAGCAGAAUCUACUUGGUAUAGACUCCUUUUAUAUGGUUUCUAGGUUUUUGUGCAUAUUAAAAAUCUAGUUUUCUAUGUGGUGGUGUUUGUGUACGUGUGUGUGAUGAUACAGUAUAUUAUCAGUGAGGCUUUUUUUCUGAUUUGGCACUUUACAGAAACCUCUUUGUUGGUCAAGAUUUGAAUGUUGAUUCUGUCGAUUGUGUCUCCUGUUUCAGCUACCUUCUUUUGUUUUUGUCAUUUUGAUUAAUAAAUGGAAGUGUUUCAAAAAGCA
This is a messenger RNA of Acanthochromis polyacanthus (spiny chromis), 3414 nucleotides long. RefSeq names its product growth arrest-specific 2 like 3 (gene gas2l3). Gene Ontology annotation, cellular component: actin filament. Lineage: Eukaryota; Metazoa; Chordata; Actinopteri; Pomacentridae. The record is from RefSeq and is a predicted model, not a curated record. Gene Ontology annotation, molecular function: actin filament binding; microtubule binding; cytoskeletal adaptor activity. Gene Ontology annotation, biological process: actin crosslink formation. The transcript has 9 exons. The coding region runs from base 180 to 2291 and encodes 703 amino acids.